Molecule: messenger RNA, 667 nt
Organism: Coregonus sp. 'balchen'
Lineage: Eukaryota; Metazoa; Chordata; Actinopteri; Salmoniformes; Salmonidae
Source: the annotation of a GenBank genome assembly
AUGGCUACCGAAACAGCCUCUGUUUUUCUGUCCCCCUUCAAAACGUGCUUUCUUCUACUUUUGGGUGGGUUGGUGUCCAAAGCUGCGCAGGACCAGCAGGGAAGUUUGUACAUGUGGAUUGAUGCCAACCAAGCCAGAAUCCUAAUUGGUAAGUAGCGUUUAUUUGCAAUUAACCAAUGUUACAGUGUCACUUGAAUUGGCUUAACGUGCAUAGAAAAGUUGGAUUGUAACUUUAACUUUAAAGGGAUGAGUUCCAUGCACUGUGACCCCUAUUAUAUUGGACUGAGUUAAAAUGUUGUAGCCACCCCAUGCUCUUUCGCAUGUGUUGAUGCUCUUGUUGAAAUGUCAGUGUGUGUUAUUGUGCGGGGUUUGGGGAGGAUAUCUUUGAUCGUGUCAGAGGGAAAGAUUGCCCCAUUUACAACUGACUUAAGGAAAGGUUAGGGGAUCAUGUUGUAAAUGUGUGUGUUAUUGUACAGGGUUUGAGGAGGAUAUCUUGAUCGUGUCCGAGGGGAAAAUGGCUCCAUUCACAACUGACUUCAGAAAGGCCCAGCAGAGGAUGCCUGCGAUACCAGUGAAUAUCCAGAACGUCAACUUCACCUGGCAAGCUACUGAACAGGUAGGAGACGGUGACAGGAUCACAUUAGCCUAUAGGCCUACUUACAUUUGA